This is a messenger RNA of Effrenium voratum, 2799 nucleotides long. NCBI's taxonomy places the organism in Eukaryota, Dinophyceae, Suessiales, Symbiodiniaceae. The record is from the annotation of a GenBank genome assembly.
AUGUUCCGCGAACGGAGCGUGGUCAGGGACUGCGGGGCCGGCAACUGCCCAGUGGACUGCGCGCUCUCGGACUGGGGCGCCUGGGAGCUGUGCUCCGUGUCCUGCGGCACCGGGGCCACCAGCCGCAAGCGCCUGGUGGUGAAGCACGCGGCUUACGGCGGCGCAGAGUGCGGAGACGCGGCGGAGUCUCACCCCUGCACUCCCGGGGAUGCUUGCCCCGUGGACUGCGUGUGGAGCGACUGGUCGGAGUGGCAGGGCUGCGCCACAAGCUGCGGGGACUCCACCAAGAAGCGCCUCCGAUUCGAGCAGAUCAAGGCCAACGAGCAGGGCGCCCCCUGCAGCGGGGAAUCCGAGCAGGAGAUGUCCUGCAGCCAGCCCGCCUGCCCGGUGGACUGCGCCCUGGGGGAGUGGCUGGAAUGGAAUGUGUGCAGCGUCUCCUGCGGCCCAGGCAUCACCGAGAGGACCCGGGCCAUCACCCUGCCGCCCCAAAAUGGCGGCAAGGAGUGUGACGCCCAGGACCUGCUUUACGAGAAGAAGUAUUGCAGCUUCCCCACCUGCCCCGUGGACUGCGAGUGGCUGGACUGGACUGAUUGGAGCGUCUGCACGGUGAGCUGUGCCAGCGGCACCAGCGGCCGGUCCCGGGUGGUGAAGACUGCUUCUGCCUAUGGCGGCAAGGACUGCACCGGGGACACCUCGCAGCAGCGCCAGUGUGACAAUGCUGACUGUCCGGUGGAUUGCGUGUACAGUGACUGGUCAGCGUGGAUGAAGUGCAGCGUCACCUGCGGCACAGGCAACCAGGAGAGAGAGCGGGUCAUCAGGAAGGAGCCCAAGAACGGCGGGAAGACCUGCCUAGGAGACCUGGUGGACAACCAGGCGUGCACUGAGAAGCCCUGCCCCAUCGACUGCGCCUUGCAGGACUGGGAGGAGUGGUCGGCAUGUACCAGCUCCUGCGGAUCAGGCCAGCACAAGCGGAGCCGCGUCAAGGUGGAUGCCCAGUAUGGCGGCGAGGAGUGCAAGGGAAACCUCACGGAGGUGGUGGAGUGCCCAUCGCUCCCCGAGUGCCCCGAAGAUUGUGUCUGGGAGGACUGGGCCUUGUGGAGCGACUGUUCAGUCAGCUGCGGCUCUGGGGUGGUCAGCAGGAUGCGCAAGCGCGCGCACUACGAGUCUCACGGCGGCCAUGUGUGCUGGGGCACUGAGGACGGCGAGGGAGAGCAGUUGAGCUUUGACUGCUGCCACCUCCCCGGGCCAGACCACCUCGGCGCCACUGGAAAGGGGAGGUCUUCCGCAGUGGCAGGGCAUGUGCGGCCCAGGUCGCCUGCCAUGCCACCGCGCUUCAGCGCGCAGGCCACUGCCAACAUGGUGCCAGAGUUGGAGGUUCUGCUGGAUCUGCCAGCUCCAGUCCUGAACGCACUGGGUGCUGAGGGAGUGGAGACUGCCAGUGAUCUGGUGGGGCUGUACCCUCACGUCGAUGCUUUCCUUGACCACAUCAGCUCCACCAUGCGCGCGCGGGUGGAUGCCGACGCAGCUUUGGAGAUGGCUGGUGUCUGGACGCGCAUCGCCCGCAUGGCUGUCCGUGUUCCCUUCACAGCCUUUGACCCCUGCAGAGCCGCAGCAAAACCUGCCCGCAUGAAGCACUUGGUGGCGGGUGGCUCUGGGCAGUCCCUGCCCACCACAAUUGUUGAGGGCCAAGACGCGAAGAUGGUCAAGGAUGAGGCUGUCAAGCAGAACAAGCUGGAUUUGCUUUUCCAUAUCUUGCUGGAGUAUGUCAUCGACCUGGCCGAGCUUGGCGUCCAAGAGCAGGCACGGCGCCAGCCGUUUGUCGACGCAGCGAAUUGGUUCCCUGUUAGCAGCUUCCGCCGAUGGGCCCGACACUGCCAGACAAAAGGGUGGAACCUGCAGAGCCCCAAGCCGUUCGAACUGGCCUCCUUCUUGCGCUCUGUGAGCCAAGGGGGGCCUACGGCGGCGGCCAGCAUGCGCGCCGCAUUGAAAUGGUUUGCAUGCCACGCUGGGGCCAAGUUUGACAUGGAUCACCACUUGGUAGCUCCUUACCGUUUCCACUCCGGGACCCACACCAGCGCCCAAGCUCCAGAGCUGCAACCUUGGGAGCUUGUCAACUUGCUGUUGCUGACUUCGUUUUCCGGGUUUCUGGUGCCUGCCGUGGCCCUCAGCGCCGAAGAUCUCUGGGAGGUCACGGACGCGACGGCCCUUGUCUUGGACAGAGCCACCUACAACCGCUUGCGGCGGUUCAUGCCAACCCUUGGCAACAUCCUAGAGGUGUCUGACCAUGAAGCGCAGGCGAUCGGAAACUGGACCGAGAAUCCUCAAGGCGGCUUGGGGGCAAGGCCAAGGGCGUGUGCCACCAUGGGCAUGCACUACGCGGGCUUCAAAACUCUGCGCUCGGCCCAGAUCAAGGUGAAGCUUGUCGAACGGUUCCUGCAGCUUUGGAAGAUCAAGGCCAAGGAUGUGGCCCUCACACCUGAAGGGCUGCUGCCGGCCCAUUCUUGGACAUGGCCCGAGCUUGCUUUGCUGCAUCAGCGAACACCUUGGGAUUCUGCUGACCCAGAGUUGAAAGCCCCGGAUGGUGCUGACGUUCCAGAAGAGCCUGCUGCUGACAGGGCUGUCCCGGAGUUGACUGCUGCUCCGUCGGGGAGCCAGCCUGCAGCUGAGCACGCUGCUGAGGAUUCCUCCAGCUCAGCGUCAGACCAGUCGGCGGACGGGGCCGACUUGGAAGGCAUCAUGGCGGACCCUUCGGCUGCGGAGUUUGCGGCUUGGUUCAAGGAGCCAAGACCCACAUUGUGA